ACUGUGGGUGACGUCAGAGGAGAGAGAGAGAGGCAGCAGAAGAGCCUCGGCGGCGGGCGAAGCAGAAGCAGCGAGCAGCGAGCAGGAGAAGGAGGAGGAAAGCGGUGCGGAAGGGCGCAGGAAACAGAAACACAACAAGAGGAGAACCAAGGAAAUUAAGAGAGGGGAGGGGGUGCCAGGAAGAGCCGGCUCGGGAAGGGCGGGGCCUCGGAGGAAGGAGCAAAGGAGGCGGAGCCAAGGAGAGAGAGAGAGAGAGAGAGAGCCCACCGCGCAGGCGCAGGAAGCGGGGCUCCAGCGUUAAAGGGGUCCUGACAGGACAAGAGAGGCCGCCGGCCGGGGGGGCGCCAUGUCCUCCCCCAGCCCUGGCAAGAGGCGGAUGGACACCGACGUGGUCAAGCUCAUUGAAAGCAAGCACGAGGUCACGAUCCUGGGAGGACUCAACGAGUUUGUAGUAAAGUUCUAUGGACCACAAGGAACACCGUACGAAGGUGGCGUGUGGAAAGUUAGAGUGGACCUUCCCGACAAAUACCCCUUCAAAUCCCCAUCUAUAGGAUUCAUGAAUAAAAUUUUCCAUCCCAACAUUGACGAAGCGUCAGGAACCGUAUGUCUAGAUGUAAUUAAUCAGACUUGGACAGCCCUUUAUGAUCUUACCAAUAUAUUUGAGUCGUUCCUGCCCCAGUUGCUGGCCUAUCCCAACCCCAUAGACCCCCUUAAUGGUGACGCGGCAGCCAUGUACCUUCACCGACCAGAAGAAUACAAACAGAAAAUUAAAGAAUACAUUCAGAAAUAUGCAACAGAGGAAGCACUAAAGGAGCAGGAAGAAGGCACCGGGGACAGCUCUUCGGAGAGCUCCAUGUCUGACUUUUCAGAGGACGAGGCCCAGGAUAUGGAAUUGUAGUAAAAGAAGCGCCCUGCUUUUCAGAGAGACUGACUUCCUAACCAUGCGCUGAGAAGCAGACUAUAAUAUUCAUAUUUAAACAAAGCAAUUUUUUAUUACUAAACAAGGUUUUUAUGAAUAAUAGCAUUGAGAUAUAUAUAUAUACACACCCACGCAUCUAUAUGUAUAUGUGUAUAUAUAUAUAUCACCCUUUAGAUCUUGAUUUUUUUCUCCUCUUGGUCAUUUCUCAGAACCCCAAAGUGCAUCGUAGUAGCGCAUUCUCCCCCCCCCCACAUUCCACUCGGUAGCAAUAUGAAGAAGCCCAGAUGCGCAUUCAUGCAUGCGUCCCCCUGCGUAAUAACCGUUCCGUUUGAGCCGAGCCCACCUGUGGGAUAUAGCGCACCGCCAGUCUCAACAACCGCUCCGUUUGCGAAGGAGAGCGCACGGCAGCCUACGUUCCUCCUCCCGUUUCUCUUUCCGUGUUUCCAAAGACAUCAAGCACCCUCGAAUGGAAGAAAACCACAAGGAAGAGCACUUUCAGGAUGUAAACAAAAGAUGUAAACAGAGAUACGCAUUGGGGGGGAUGAUACACGGCUCAUGGGACGAGGCAGUAACGUUGCCGUUUCCACUUUUCGGAAACGAAACAAAAACGAAAGCGAACAAAUUCCGAAAACAGAGCAGCCCCUUUGAAAUGUCGGAUUUUUGCAAAUUUUGUUUGCCUUUUUUUUUUUAAAAAAAGGGGGGAACAUUUUGUGCGGACUUCCUUCCUGCCUCGAUAGAGACCGGCGGAAGAUCGGUCUGCUCACUUUGGGGAGGCGUAACGAAAGUCUGUGCCGUUCCGUCACCUUUUCUUAGUCCGGAUUCUCAAAAGCGUGCCGCCUUCUUCUUUUUUAGAAAGAAAAACAGGGAGCAAGCGCUCUCCCACAUCGGCUUUACUCUCUUGAAGGCUGCAAAUCCGGCCCGUUUUUGGGUUUGCAAAACCUUGUCGGGAGGACGUUUUUGCUGCCAACGGGAUCGAUUUGCAGGAUGGAGCCUUGGUUUCUUCAUGCGCUCAGUGGUUGUGGAUGAUUCUCUCGGCUCUUUUCGCCGCCGGUCCCAAACCCGCUCCUUUUGUGAAUCGGCAAAGCAGACAAUCCUAGGAAAAUCCAGUCUGAUGGGCCAAGGAGGAAGGAGAGGGGUUUCCCCCCUUGUUUUCAAAGAGAGGGAUUGAUCAGAGUUUCCUUUAACAAUUGGGAAUGUUUCGAUAUUAUUAUUAUUAUUAUUAUUAUUGUUUUUCUCCAUUUGGAACCUAUGAGGCCUCCCCCUUUCAAACAACCACGAAUGGUCAGAGAGAGACCCUUGUACCACGAAUGCCUACCUGGGACAUUGAGGAUACUUGAAUAUGGACGCUUGCAUGUUCACCCAACGGGGAUGGGUUUCCAAUCUGGACGUUGCCUCUGACGCGUUUGCAAAGGGUUUCCAGCCGGGUGUCGUCGGGGGCAGCGGGGUUUCGGCGCCGCCUCCGUAUGGAGCAGCGCUUUGGGAUUGAAACUGGGGUGACUCCAAAAAGAAAACAAAAAAAGCAAGAACACUGAAUGUCAAAGCUAAGCUCCGCCAAUUGUAAUUUCCCCCUCUUGGUUUCUUCUCAAACGCCAUUGCUCGUUUGAGGCCGGGGUGUGUUUAAUGUUGGGUGGGGUCCGUCGGGAAAAGGAAGUACAAUCCUAAAGCGUGAUCAAUUUGCUUUUUUUUUCUUCCCUUCCUUCCUUUCUUCCUUUCUUCCUUUGGGGAAAGAAUUUUCUGUAAAGUAGGAUUUAACUUUGGCAUGAUUAUUAUUAUUAUAAUUAUUAUAAUUAUUAUUAUUAUUUUUCUCCUUUAAUAAAGCAAAAGCAUACCAAA
This is a messenger RNA of Anolis sagrei ordinatus, 2752 nucleotides long. It is a transcript of the gene UBE2H, whose product is annotated as ubiquitin conjugating enzyme E2 H. Lineage: Eukaryota; Metazoa; Chordata; Lepidosauria; Squamata; Anolidae. Gene Ontology annotation, biological process: protein polyubiquitination; ubiquitin-dependent protein catabolic process. Gene Ontology annotation, molecular function: ubiquitin conjugating enzyme activity. Gene Ontology annotation, cellular component: nucleus. The record is from RefSeq and is a predicted model, not a curated record.